GCUUAAUUGGCGUUGCAUUCGGCAACUUGGUAAUAACAGAAACAUGUAGGUAAUACUCUGGGUAGCCCCGUUACGUACACACGCGAAAGGUGAAGUCGAUACACUGCCCAAAGGUAGUAUCGAUAAUGCUACGGGGGCAACAAACAAGAGACGCGAGACCACAUCGACAGAGGACACAGCCAGCAGUAUCAUUACGAGGCCGGAGUCGCGCCCCGGCCCCAUUCGAAGGAGGCAAAAUCGGCGGAGGGUGGGAGGGCUCUGCCGUUCUAAGCGGCGGCACCACAGGCCCGGCGAGAGCCAGACGACGUACAGAUGAUGCCGGACAGCUGGGCGCACAUCGCCAACAUACGGGGUUGGGGGUUGUGUGUGUUGUACCUAGCACUUCGCAGCUCGGUCGGUCGCCAAUACAUCGCCGGAUCUUGGCGAUCCGAGCCGGGAGGUGCCGAUACACUGUCCUCUCAACGCGCCAAUAACCCCUUCGCCUCCUGUCGUAAUUUAUUCAACGUGUCCUCCUGUCAGUCCCCCUCGCGAGUCCUACCGCUAUUGCCAUCUCCGAUCCGGCGCCUAAACGUCGAUGGGUCUUGCUGCUGCUUCGCUGUGGCGGUGCGCAAACGGGCCAUCGCCCCAGGAGCGGGGCCGGGGUGGGAUGCGAUGCCGCGCGACCCCGUCGACAAGCCGCCAGGUGCCGCGCCCGCCGCUGCCGUCGAGCUACUAGCCGGCGCCACGUCUACGUCCGUAAAUAUCGCGCCGUCGCUAGGAGCACUGGCUUGGCUUGCCCCGGCGGUGCUAGGCCGGGCCCGAGCCGCCUCGCUUCCUUCCUCGCUAAGUUGCUUGACGAGAGGAAUGGAAUUCAGACGGACGUGCCUGGUCAACGAAACGGGGCAUUUUGGGGGGGUGGGUAGGUAGGUAGGUAGAUCUUUUCCUCGCUGCGCGUAGACAGCCUCGCUUGCUCCCAGUCGCCCGCGGCAAACCCUUGGAGUUGCGUCGUAGGUAACACAGAAACGCUCGGAGCCGGCUGUAGGUAUAAUACGGAGACGGUAGAGGUACGUGGCUGGGAGGAUAGCGAGGAGAGCCGCGGAGCUGGGGGGAAACGAGAGGCAGCAUGGCGGUGUUGACUGGGUCUCUGGCCAUCAGGUAUAUUGCCUACCUUGCCUACCCCAUAUUUGUUGCGGGCGUGUCUAAUACCUAUUACCAGUCGACCCCCUCUCCCGUUCCCGGCGGGUCAAGGCACACGCAUGCCCCGGAGCUGAGCAGAAUUCCCCUAGUAUCCCGUCGCCUGCAAUCGAGAUAACGCAAGCGACCAGCGGGACGUUUCCACCCUUCCUCUCUUUUUUUUUUUUUCCUUUUU
Molecule: messenger RNA, 1348 nt
Organism: Durotheca rogersii
Lineage: Eukaryota; Fungi; Ascomycota; Sordariomycetes; Xylariales; Xylariaceae
Exons: 1
Source: RefSeq, a predicted model, not a curated record